Molecule: messenger RNA, 1194 nt
Organism: Salpingoeca rosetta
Lineage: Eukaryota; Choanoflagellata; Craspedida; Salpingoecidae
Product: glutathione peroxidase
Exons: 1
Coding region: 203-868 (221 amino acids)
Biological process (GO): cellular oxidant detoxification; cell redox homeostasis
Cellular component (GO): mitochondrion; cytosol
Molecular function (GO): peroxiredoxin activity
Source: RefSeq, a predicted model, not a curated record
CUGCUCACUACCGCUGCUCUCGCUCCCUCCCUUGCUUCAUGUUCAUUUAUUUUGUUUCCUCGACCCACACCACAGAUCAACGCCACCGCGACGCUUGACUGACUGAGAACCUCGCCUUCUGUUCUGGCGCGCACACCUCUAAAAGACCCUCCUUCGCUUUGCACCACCGACCGUGCCACUCUACUACGUAAAGCCCAGCAAGAUGCCAAACCUCGGCGACGUGUUCCCGGACUUUGAGGCCGACACCACGGAGGGCCCCAUCAAGUUCCACGACUGGCUCGGCGACAGCUGGGGCCUCCUCUUCUCCCACCCGGCAGACUUCACCCCGGUCUGCACCACGGAGAUGGGCGCCAUGGCCAAGAUGAAGCCCGAGUUUGACAAGCGCAACUGCAAGCUCAUUGGCCUCUCCUGCGACCCCGUCGACUCCCACAAGGCCUGGUCGAAGGACGUGUGCGACUACGCCAGCUGCGGCGCGUCCCUGCCCUUCCCCAUCAUCGCCGACGACAAGCGCGAGCUCGCCGUCAAGCUCGGCAUGCUCGACCCCGACGAGAAGGACAAGGAUGGCAUGCCGCUCACCGCCCGCGCCGUCUUCAUCGUCUGCCCGCACAAGCGCCUCAAACUCUCACUCCUCUACCCGGCGUCCACGGGCCGUAACAUCCCCGAGCUCCUGCGCGUCCUGGACUCGCUCCAGCUCACCGUCGACCACAAGGUGGCCACCCCGGCCAACUGGAAGGACGGCGACGACUGCAUGGUUGUGCCCUCUAUCAAGCCCGAGGACGAGGCCAAGAUGUUCCCCAAGGGCGUCAAGGCCCGCGACGUGCCCUCGGGCAAGCGCUACCUCCGCUUCACCCCGCAGCCCAACAAGUAAACUGGCACCCGCGAAGCAAGCAUGCACACACACACUCCCGCACUGACUGUACCGCAUUUUGCCGUGUCAUUUCCUGGCGUUGACGUUGACACUGCUUCGCCAGUAUCGUGUGUGUUUGUGUGUGUGUGUGUGUUUGUGUGUGUCAGUGCGUGCGUGAGGGGACCUUUCCCCUUUGUGCCCAUCUUGGGCUUUCUUGCUUUCCUCCGUGUUACUGAUGCUUUUCUUCUGCCCCCCCCCCCGAGCUUGCAUGCACGCAUGCAAGCGUGCUCGCGUGUGAUAUGGUUAUGUCAUCACUGUUCCCUCUCAAUACACAAGUCACAAGGCGA